Messenger RNA from Dama dama (fallow deer), 819 nucleotides. RefSeq names its product SIX homeobox 6 (gene SIX6). The transcript is spliced from 2 exons. Gene Ontology annotation, biological process: regulation of transcription by RNA polymerase II; eye development. Gene Ontology annotation, molecular function: DNA-binding transcription factor activity, RNA polymerase II-specific; RNA polymerase II cis-regulatory region sequence-specific DNA binding. Gene Ontology annotation, cellular component: nucleus; transcription regulator complex. The coding region runs from base 79 to 819 and encodes 246 amino acids. Lineage: Eukaryota; Metazoa; Chordata; Mammalia; Artiodactyla; Cervidae. The record is from RefSeq and is a predicted model, not a curated record.
CACCCGGCCGGGCCCGCGGGCAUCUGCUGCGUGUCCCGCUCCGGACUCAGCGCCUCCGCUGUCGCCGGCGCUGCCUCGAUGUUCCAGCUGCCUAUCUUGAAUUUCAGUCCCCAGCAAGUGGCCGGGGUAUGCGAGACUCUAGAGGAGAGCGGCGACGUGGAGCGCCUGGGUCGCUUCCUCUGGUCGCUGCCUGUGGCCCCUGCGGCCUGCGAGGCGCUCAACAAGAAUGAAUCCGUGCUGCGCGCGCGAGCCAUCGUGGCCUUUCACGGUGGCAACUACCGCGAGCUCUACCAUAUCCUGGAAAACCACAAGUUCACCAAGGAGUCGCACGCCAAACUGCAGGCGCUGUGGCUCGAAGCGCAUUACCAGGAGGCUGAGAAGCUGCGUGGACGGCCCUUGGGGCCGGUGGAUAAGUACCGAGUGAGGAAGAAGUUCCCGCUGCCGCGCACCAUCUGGGACGGCGAACAGAAGACACACUGCUUCAAGGAGCGCACGCGGCACCUGCUGCGGGAAUGGUACCUGCAGGACCCCUACCCCAACCCAAGCAAAAAGCGUGAGCUCGCCCAGGCAACCGGACUGACCCCUACGCAGGUGGGCAACUGGUUCAAAAACCGCCGGCAAAGGGAUCGGGCAGCUGCAGCCAAAAACAGACUUCAGCAGCAGGUCCUGUCGCAGGGGUCCAGCCGGACGCUAAGAGCCGAGGAAGAGGGCACGCCCGAGGUGCUGGGUGCUGCCGCCAGCCCGGCCGCCAGCCUGUCCAGCAAGGCAGCCGCUUCGGCCAUCUCCAUCACUUCCAGCGACAGCGAGUGCGACAUCUGA